CGUUUUUUCUUCAGAAAUAGUUUUACAUAGUUUUGGUCUUCAAAUUUCCAUCCAGUUUCCAAAAGACGACUAUGCGCUAUUGCGUUUCUUGUGUGAUUCUUUUUAUUCACGAUUACCAUCCGGCAAGAUGGAAACGAAUUGGGGCAGAAAUUGGUAAUCAGCUCGAUGUCAGCAUUGAUUAAUGGAUCGAUGAUCGAAUUAUUAAUGAUUCAGUGACCCGAAGCGCAGCAGGAUGUUUGCUGAUUGACGUUUUGCUCAUGCUCUCAAUAGAGUUGUUCGUUGUGGUUUUGCAAGAUGUUUAGUUCGUGUACAGUUUGAUCGAUAGUUUGGGCUAUUUUUGCAAACAUUGUUAGCUCCUGCAAAGGUACACAGCACGCAUACGUUUUAGGAAAUCCAUUUUUCUAUGCAAAUUUUCCAUUCCAUCAACUCGUUCCAUCUAUUACGGUAGCACGAAUUGACCAUUUUCGGGCCAACUUUACGAUUCUAAUUAACAUGGCCACUCCCGUGACAGCUCUAGCAAAGGGGCAGCCAGCACAAAGUCCCACCGUCAAGAUAACGAUCGCAGCUGGGUGCGCUAGGAUGACGCACACGUGGCACCAUCCGCAAGCCUACCAGCUAUUCCGACAGGUAGCGCUAGUAGAAGCGGUACUCAUCCAUCAACGUGUCACCGUGGACAGUCGCUCGUGAAGUGUUGCGUACAGUACACUUUGUAGGGAAUCAUUACACGCACCGGUCGUUUCUGUUCCGACCCGAUGGAAACGGUGGAUAAGAUUAUCCUGCAGCGAAGUGACCAAAGGACCACCAAAGGAACACCCGCACGGGCAGCCACCGUAACGAACCAUGACGAUGGGAUUCUUAAGGACUAUCUUCGCAACAGCACGUUUCCCAUCGUGCGGUACGUGUUGGGAUCGGAUUUGCGUGUGACGCUGAAAGUGUUCUGGCUCGCAGUGGCGGUGUGUUUGGCAGGACUGUUCGGUUUUACCGUGGUGGUCAACUACGAACGUCUGCAGGAUCCAUCGAAUGUGUAUUUGGCGGAAGCGGAAAAAGCGUUACCCAUGUGGAGUGUCCCGUUCCCUGCAGUUACGCUUUGUGCGCGGAAGGGAAGUUGCGUCAGUGAGCCGUUGCAGCUAGAUCAGUUUUGCGAGCAAAUCUGCUGGCAGGAUGUGUGCACGAGCGAGUGUGAAACGUUGCUGGAUGCGGUACGCACGGAACGGGGUAUCUGCUACACGUUCAACGCCGUUGCUGGGGAGCAAAUCUUCAAGUCCAAUAAUUUGGUCAACGUGAAGGACCUUUCGAACGUUUCACGACCCACCGAAAACUGGGACUUUCUUCGUGGACUUCAAGUGAUAACCACCGUACUGGUCAAACAGUAUCCCCGGGCCGCGCAAGACAUGUCCGGACGGUAUCGGCUAAAGAUCACGAUCUCCAACGAACUAAACGAAACACUAUCCGAUUGCGCCACUCCCGAACUGGAAGCGUUCGUUCACUCUCCAAUCGACUUUCCGUUCAAACCGGUGCAGCCUACUGCGAUCUCACUCAGUUCCGUCGUACAGUUGCGUGUCUUUCCCCAGCUGGUUAGAUCGCAGCGUUACCUACGCUACUUCACGGCGCCUACUACGGGUUGCAUAUCACAGGUACAGAACCCGCUCAAGCAUUUCGCCAUCUACAGCCAAAGCAACUGCGAGAUGGAGUGUCACACGGAGUACUUCCUGGAGAAGCGCGGAUGCGUGCUAGACCAUAUGCCCCGCAGCCACGCGAUGAAUCUGUGCAACGCUAGCACCAACUAUCGACCGUACGAUGUGCUGGACAAGAUCGUUGCCGGUCAGCUGCGCGAGCAGAACAUUCCGCGGUCACAGUUCUUCCGGCGACUAUGCAACUGUUUGCCGGCCUGUGUUGAUUUUCGGUACCGAGCGGAGGCCAGCUCGUACAUGGUGGCGGUGGAACCGUGGUCGAUGGAGUCGAACCAGAGUGCGGAUGGGUUGAGUUCGCAGCUGACGGUGGAGUUUGCACAGGAUCAUUACUAUCCACUGGUGCGCAGUGUUCGCUAUACGGUGUUGGACUUUUUUGGGAAUUUCGGAGGGCUUUUAGCGCUGUUUUUGGGUGUCUCAAUCGUUACGUUGGUGGAAGUAUUUUUCUUUUGCUUUUUAAAACCAGCAGUCGUGAGGUAAAGGUAUGUGAGGUGACGAUUUUUUCAAGUUUUUUUUUUCUGGAGUUUAUCGAUCCUUAUGGAGAACUUUUAACAAUUAACAAUAAGUACAGAAAUAUCGAGAAGUACCUUUUUAAAAUUUUCGUUUCCGAAAUGUUUGAAAGCAGCUUGAUGGUUUAUAAACAACACAUAUUACAAAAAAAGGAUUGCGUUAUCUGGAACUUGGAGAUACUCUUUCAAAUCUAUUCUUUAGUCCAAACAGGUCUUCAACUGAAUCCUUUAAAUGUCCAGUAGAUAAGCAUCCUCCCUUA
Molecule: messenger RNA, 2457 nt
Organism: Anopheles coluzzii
Lineage: Eukaryota; Metazoa; Arthropoda; Insecta; Diptera; Culicidae
Product: pickpocket protein 28-like
Exons: 2
Coding region: 753-2168 (471 amino acids)
Biological process (GO): sodium ion transmembrane transport
Cellular component (GO): membrane
Molecular function (GO): ligand-gated sodium channel activity
Source: RefSeq, a predicted model, not a curated record